AAGAAACACAGUGCGUCAUACCAUGCCACCCAGUCUGGACUAGCGUGUGUAUAUAAACAUACACGAACACAAAUGGGAACAAGUCAAGCGUGAGGCAGCCUGUAACUGGGGGGGAAUACAGAGCAGGCGACGUAUGAAGACAGAAAGAUUCUUCACGCCAAGUUCACCCUAACUUGUUUGAGGAGGCGGGCAGAACGUUGGCCUUCCUGCUCUGUGAUUUGAUGUUUCUCCUUUCAUCGCCAUCCAGUGGGUGGGACGGUGAGAUGCCUCGAGUUUCAAUUGGACAUCCCUCCUGUCAAUUUGUGGCGGGAGCGCCUCUACCAAGCAAGUUAGCCUGACUCGUAAUUUUGUGCAAAUCUUAAGGAUCGAAUCGAAGUUCUCGACAAUAACUGUCCAGUCUUCUUGAAAUAUUUAGUUCCUUGCACGAUUUUGUGCAAGAAUCUGAAGUCACAUCGUCCGCUGAUGCAAUUUGCAUUAACAAAAGAACAAUGAGGCUCUGGGAUUGCUGGGACCAGGGUAGAUUUAAUUUGAAUAUCUGACCAUGAACUGAUGACUAGAUGAUUAGCUGAUUGAUAGCAGCUGUGCCAAAUUGAGUUACCAUGAGUACUACCAAUGGUGACAUUGAUGUAGAGGAACAGGAGUCCCCUUUAAACCCAUUAUGCUUUGCAUGUGGUCAGCAGCACUGGACACAAGAGAACCACCUGUACAAUUACCAACAUGAAGUGGACGAUGACCUCGUCUGCCAUAUUUGUCUCCAGCCAUUGUUGCAGCCAUUGGAUACACCCUGUGGACAUACAUUUUGCUACAAGUGCCUCCAAAAUUUUUUGAGACAGAAGGACUUUUGCCCAUUAGACCGCAAACGGCUUCACUUUAAAUUGUGCAAAAAAUCCAGCAUUCUUGUUCACAAACUUCUAGAUAAACUGCUGGUGUCAUGUCCCUUUGAAAGUAAUUGUCAAGAAGUGAUGCAGCGCUGUGACUUGGAAGCACAUCUUAAACACAGGAGGGAGCCUACGCUCGCAGGAAUGCCUUACCAAGUUGGAGGAGAUGAUCCUCUUCCUUUGGGCAGAGGGGUCACAGAGGCACGAACCACCUCACAAGUAGAGACGAGGAAAUCUCACCGGUGCUCUGGAGCGUCUGACCACAGGGCUGCUUUGGAGAAUCGCAAGUCUUGUGGGUCUAGUGGAACAGAGAGUGAAAGUGACAGCAAAUCCACGGUGGUAGGGCAAGAGGAUCAUCCACCUUCAGAUGCAGACCAAUUACAGAUUGAAGUGGCAACUGUGGGAUGCAGCAGCUUUGCUUCACCAGCAUCAAUUUGUGCAGAUGAAUCCGGCCAAAAUAACCUUGCGUUUGAAGGAAGCACUAAGGAAAACAAUAUUCGUUCUAUGGAUACUCAGCCAAUCCGUCCUAAAAGGCAGCUGACAAAUUCCAAAAUCCAUUUUCGCCGAACAAACAGCACUGCAAGCUGGGAUCUCCGAACUGAACCCCAAAGUCCAACAGAGGAAGCACUACCAAAGCAACCUGGUCUGGCAGAAGGAGAGAUUACUGGUAUUGAACUUCACAGGGCUGAUCCCUGUAUGGAACUAGGCCUGAGCAUCGUAGGUGGGAAUGAAACUCCCCUAAUUAAUAUUGUAAUUCAGGAAGUUUAUCGAGACAGCAUUGUUGCAAAAGAUGGAAGACUUCUUUCUGGUGACCAAAUAUUACAGGUUAAUGGUGUUGAUAUCAGCAAUGUACCUCACAACUAUGCCAGGGCUGUGUUUACACGGCCCUGCUCUGCCCUACAUCUCAUAGUUCUCCGGGAAAGACGAUUUGGUGGAUUAACACACUACCAUCCUGAUGGCAGCUCUAUUCGAGAAGAUGGCUUUCAUGUGACUCUACUUAAAAGAGAAUCUAGCGAGCAACUAGGUAUUAAAUUGGUUCGUAGACUAGAUGAGACAGGCAUCUUCAUCCUGGACCUUCUGGAAGGUGGACUGGCUGCUCAGGAUGGGAGACUGUGCAGCAAUGAUCGGGUGCUUGCAAUAAAUGGCCAUGACCUGAAGCAUGGAACACCUGAACUUGCUGCUCAAAUUAUCCAGGGCAGUGGUGAGAGAGUUCAUUUUGUAAUCUCUAGAACAACAAAGCAGCAGUUCUCAAAUGUUAUUCGAGAAUUGGGUUCACAUACAAGUCAUCAGCAUCCUACCCAGUUAACACAACUCAUGCCCCAUAACAAAUCUAAUAUGCACAAGGAUCUGUCCCAAUGUAUUACUUGUCAAGAAAAGCAGAUCACUGUAAAGAAGGAGCCUCACGAAUCUUUAGGAAUGACUGUAGCUGGAGGUCGAGGUAGCAAAAAUGGUGAAUUGCCAAUCUUUGUUACCAGUGUCCAGCCACAUGGCUGCCUCUACAGAGAAGGAAGGAUCAAACGUGGGGAUGUACUACUGAGCAUCAAUGGUUCAGAUCUGACCUGCCUGAGUCACAGUGAAGCAGUGGCCACAUUGAAAACUAGCGCUAAUUCCCCAGUUGUAAUACUGAAGGCACUGGAAGUACAAACAACAGAAGAGCAGGGUCAAGCUGCAGAAGAGCGUCAGGGCUCAAACAAUGAGAAUGAGUUGGAUGCCAGUUGGUCACCAUCAUGGGUCAUGUGGCUAGGAUUGCCAAGCUCCCUUCAUAUCAGCCGUGAUAUUGUUCUACGGAGGAGUAAUUCGGGAAACUGGGGCUUUAGUAUUGUUGGAGGUUAUGAAGAAAAUCACUGUAAUCAGCCCUUUUUUAUCAAAACAAUUGUGUUUGGAACACCAGCUUAUUAUGAUGGAAGACUGAAGUGUGGUGAUAUGAUUGUAGCAGUGAAUGGACUCUCAACAGCAGGCAUGAGCCAUUCCGCACUUGUCCCAAUGCUGAAAGAACAACGAAACAAAGUAACAUUAACAGUCAUAUCAUGGCCUGGAAGCCUUAUUUAAAAUCAAACCAAACAAUUAGGAAUCAUGCAUUGUAUGAGAACAUUAGCUUCAAAUAUUAAAGUGUAUUACAAUCAGUGACCAGAAGGAUAUAAAUCUCAAAUGUUCUCUUCUGUAAAUUUUUUUUAAAAACUAACAUUUUCGGUACAACUAUAUGAUCAGUAUAUCUAAUCAAGAUUUUAAAUAAGUAUUGUUUAUUCAUGAAUAUUAAAGAACACCAAUUCAAGAUCAAAAAUUAGAUAAUCUUAUUAUCAUGUGUGACAGAUCUUUAAAGCCUUACCAGUCAGAUAAAUUUCAGACAGCCACAGUAGUUCAAGCCUUAGUGACUUUUGAACCUCAUGCUACCAUGAAUGUAGCUUCAAUGUGAAAUAACUGCUAGAAAUAGACUACAACUAGUGUUUUGAUCCAUUUCACUGAAUCAUUGCGCAAGCUUAUAACUAUGUGUAUACUUAAUUGCUACUACGGUGUAUUUUGUUGAAGGGUAGUAGUUAGCAAUACUUGCAUCAUGGGGGAUAUCAGCUUUCAAAACUGUCAUAUUAGAUAGGAGAAGAACAUGGAUAAAUUCAAAAUAUUCACACGUACAAAUUUGCAAUACUCAGCUUUAAUAUAAAUCACGUUUGAGAUUCAAAGCCCUGAACUUUCUAACAAAUUGAGUGCCUGUUUUAAUCCUUAUUUGAAGUUAGAAUUUUCUAUUUUAAGAGUUUGUGUUUUCUGGAAUUUUUAUCUCAUUACAACAUUUGCAUUAAAGAAACUAAAUAUGGUUUACUGAUAUAUGGAAAAAGAUUUUACAAAAAUUACAGUCUGAAACAAAAGCUGCCUCUGACAUGAUCAGUAAUAGAAAAUAGGCUAUUUAUUAAAUAUGCCCUUUCAUCUGAUUACACGUACUUCAUAAAAAAACAAUUUAAAUAGCAACCUAUCCUUUGGAAAAUAAAAUAUAAAACAUUGGAAGUGCACAUGGACAGUCGGCAUUAAAAAAAGCUGACAUUUUGCUUGGGGUCUUCCAUCAUAACCCCUUUGCUGAAGUUCUAUAAAAAGUUUACAGCUGAAAGCUUUUUUUUUCCCCCACUUUCAUAUGAUGACUGGCUUGUACAAUUGCAGAACUUCAUUUUUAUUUUCUAUUUCCUCCAUUCACAGCUUUUCCUUCUUAUCUAAGAUUAGCAUAAGUGAACAUAGGUCAUUGGAACUGAUGGUCAUUGCAUUUCCUUCUGUAGCUCAAGUAAACUUAAAAUAACUAUUGAAAGCAUUAUACUUGUCUCACUAUUUCUCAAAUCAGGGCAUAAAUUUAAUUGAGAGCCACUGAUAAACAAUACCUCUAGAUAUGUUAAGAUUUAUAUUAUUUCAAAUAGUCACUGAUACAAUGCAAGUAUGAACAAGAUUUGUCACCUCUCAUUGAAAAAAAAGAAAACUCAUUUUUCUAGGUUCAUCAUUAAAGCAGGAAAUGGAAAGACAAGAGAACCCUUUAAUAGUACUUAAUCAAUCUAAGAGUUAUUAAAACAGAGGUAAAAGUCAGGUAUUAGGAAUACCAAUUCCAAUCACCAGUGCUCGGAUUAGGUGCUAUAGUAACUUUUGUUUUUGAAAAGGAAAACAAAUGAUCACUGUCAGACAUAGCUGUGACUACACAUUGGAGCAAAUGAACCAGGAAAGAGGGAAAACAGGUUUGUUUUAAAUUGCAGAUAAGGUGGGAAGAAAUGGAUAGGAAAAAGGAACUAUCUCUAAGUGGUUGAGACUACAGUUUUCGUGAGGACAAGUUGUGAAGGUCAUCAGAUGGAUAAGUUAAUAGGAUAGGAAAAGAGAGAGGAAAAGUGAACAAAAGCUAUGAAGUGGGAGUGGUUAGAGAGUGAGAAUACAAAUAAAGCAUCGUAUCUUCCAAUUAAUCCAAAACAGUUGAAGCUUAUUUAAUAGUCCAAGAACAUGUCCCAGUCUAACUCAUUAAUUCUAGGGCAAGAGCAGGCCACCUGAAUUUUGUAUUUGAAUUUGUCUAAGAAUCUAACUGUUUAAGCAGUGUUUGUGUGAUAUUGUAAACUACCUAGAUAUUUUGUAACCUUAUUUUUGAAAUAAUUCAAUGCCAACGGGGAAUGGAGGCUCCCACCUACUCUCAAGAUACAGAGGAGCCAGAACAGGUGGCAUCAUGCUUACAAAUAUACAGUGAUGCUGAGUUUAUUAAAAAGUACAGAUAGUAGUAUAACCUAGACCUGCCAAAUAGAAAUCAUACUACAGUGAUCUAAAAGUGGUACCUAAAGCAGGAUUUUCCAAUAGAAAUCACACACAAGUACAUCAUGUAUAUGGUAACAUUGGUUUUGCAGCUUUGACUGAUUCCAGUAGAAAACCUACAAAUAACAUUGGCAAAUGUACUUCACGCUGUUGGUCUUUCUCAAAAUGUUGAAACUAUGUGAUUAAAUUUAUAUGUAUGAAUCACUUUGUACAGCUUCUAAGAUCUUAUUCUGUAGAUGCAAGUAGUGUCCGUUGACAUUAGAAUGAUUUCUGAGAAUGUUAACUCGUACAAUAAACCUUC
Messenger RNA from Pristis pectinata (smalltooth sawfish), 5436 nucleotides. It is a transcript of the gene lnx2a, whose product is annotated as ligand of numb-protein X 2a. Gene Ontology annotation, molecular function: protein binding; ubiquitin-protein transferase activity. The record is from RefSeq and is a predicted model, not a curated record. Bases 600 to 2927 code for a protein of 775 amino acids. The transcript has 13 exons. NCBI's taxonomy places the organism in Eukaryota, Metazoa, Chordata, Chondrichthyes, Rhinopristiformes, Pristidae.